Molecule: messenger RNA, 964 nt
Organism: Parasteatoda tepidariorum (common house spider)
Lineage: Eukaryota; Metazoa; Arthropoda; Arachnida; Araneae; Theridiidae
Gene: Arfrp1
Product: ADP-ribosylation factor related protein 1
Biological process (GO): protein localization to Golgi apparatus; intracellular protein transport; Golgi to plasma membrane protein transport
Cellular component (GO): Golgi apparatus
Molecular function (GO): GTPase activity; GTP binding
Source: RefSeq, a predicted model, not a curated record
GCUGUUGUCAAAAAGUUGUUUGGUUUUGGUGUCCGAUUGACUAUAAUAUUGCAGUAGUAAAUAUUAAUUAUUUCUUAGUAUUUAUUGUUAUAAAAGGGUGAAUUUUAAAAAAUAAUGUUAUAAAGAAGUUUUCAGUUCAAGUAUUAGAAUGUACACUCUCCUGUAUGGUCUGUGGAGAUAUUUGUUUCAAAAAGAUGAAUACUAUGUGUUAAUUCUAGGAUUAGAUAAUGCUGGUAAAACUACAUUCUUAGAACAAACUAAAACUAAGUUUUGUAAAAACUACAAAGCCUUAAAUCCAACCAAAAUUACUACCACUGUUGGUUUAAAUAUUGGGAAGAUUGAUAUGCAUGGUGUCCGUCUGAAUUUCUGGGAUCUUGGUGGCCAGGAAGAUCUUCAAGUUUUAUGGGAUAAAUAUUAUGCUGAAUGCCAUGCAGUGGUGUACAUAAUAGAUUCAUCUGACAUUGAUCGCUUGCAAGAGUCCAAAGAAGCAUUUGAUAAAAUGAUAACUAAUCCUGCACUUGUUGGUGUUCCAUUGUUAGUAGUUGCCAAUAAACAAGAUAUUCCAAAAUGUUUGAGUGUUGGAAGGAUAAAAGAAGUUUUUCGGGAAAGCAAACAUCUCAUUGGUAGAAGAGAUUGUCAUGUCCUUGGUGGUUCUGCCUUGAAUGGAGAUGGUGUUCAUGAAGGUAUUGAAUGGGUUGUUCAUUGUGUAAGAAGAAAUACAUUAAGGCCACCAAAGCGUGAUGAUUCCUAAUUUAAUAAAUUUGUCUGAAUCUGUUAAGGAACUGUUUUAUCAGUUUUAAUUAAAUAUAAUUUAUAAUUGAGAUUGUAUAUAUUCAUACUUUUUAUAUUUUAACUUGUUUUUUGUAAAAUCAUAUGUAAAUAAUGUACAGUUAUUAUGCUCUGUAACUAAUGAAGAAAUUGUGAUCAAACAUUUUUAGUAAAAUAAAUUAUAUUUAUUAACGUU